AGAUACACUCGGGAAGGCGAUGCCACAGAGCUUGGAGCUGAAAGGAAUAACAAAACAUGCUCUUAACCAUCAUCUCCCUCCCGAGAAGCUGGAGGAAAUUUCCCCCACCAGUGACAGUCAUGAGAAAGACAUAAGUUCCCAAAGCGAGUCUGACAUCACAAGAGAAUCACCUUUUACAUCAGCCGAUGCUGGGAAUUCACUGUCUGCUUUUCCAGGUUAUACAGGCGCAGGGAUAUCUACUGAAGGCAACUCAGACUUCUCCUGGGAAUAUGGUGAACUCGAUCAAAAUGCCACUGAAAAAGCCUGGGCAAUGUUCACAGCCAUUGAUGAACUCUUGUAUGAGCAGAAGUUGAGUGUGCAUACCAAGAGUCUACAAGAAGAGCGCCAACAGUGGACAGCUAGCUUUCCUCACCUCAGGAUUCUAGGUAGGCAGAUAAUCACUCCAAGUGAAGGUUAUAGAUUGUAUCCUAGAUCCUCCUCUGCUGUUUCAGCUUCAUAUGAAACAACCUUGUCUCAAGAAAGAGAUUCUACUAUAUUUGGUAUAAGGGGAAAGAAGUUACAUUUUUCAUCUUCGUAUGCUCAUAAAGCAUCUUCUAUUGCCAAAUCCUCCAGCUUUUCUUCUAUGGAAAGAGAGGAGGAAGACUCUAUAAUCAUCUCCGAAGGAAUAAUUGAGGAAUACCUAGCAUUCGAUCACACAGAUAUGGAAGAGGGAUUUCAUGGGAAGAAAUCAGAAGCAGCUACAGAGAAACAGAAAUUAGGGUAUCCUCCCAUUGCUCCAUUUUACUGCAUGAAAGAAGAUGUCCUUGUUUAUGUGUUUGACAAUGUAUGGAGCAAGGUUGUGAGCUGUAUGGAGCAGUUGACACGUAGUCACUGGGAAGGAUUUGCCUACCAUGAUGAGAGUAAUGUUGCAGUUACCAGACCCGAUUCAGAAAGUUUCUGUGUGCUGAGUGAGCCACAUCCUUUGGUGUUACCACGAGUGCCACAGUCUAAGGUGCUGUCCGUUACCUCAAAUCCAAUGAGUCUCUGUCAAGCAAGUAGUCAUCAGCCAAAUGUUAAUGGUCUCUUGGUUCAUGGGAUGCCUCUACAGCCAAGAAAUCUCUCCCUAAUGGACAAGCUCCUAGAUCUUGAUGACAAGCUACUUAUGAGGCCUGGUUCCAGUACCAUCCUUUCAACUCGAAAUUGGCCAAAUCGAGCUGUGGAGUUUAGUACAUCAUCUCUGUCACACACAGUGCAGUCCACCAAGAGACGCAAUCCAUCGCCACGAAUCCUUCAUCCGAUAAGCACAAGCCAUUCACGUGCUGGAAUACCAAGACUUGUGGAAGAAAUCCUCAGAGGAGCCCAAGUCCCAGCGGCAGCCAAAUCGCUCUCCUCUCCCUCACCAAUGCCCCUGAGUCGAAAUAAUCUGCUACCACCUAUUGGCACAGCUGAAGUGGAACUUGUGAGCACUGUGGGGCCACAAAGACAGACGAAGCCCCGUGGCGACUCCAGUCGAGCUCCAAGUGUGGUGGUGGAUGAACUUAACUAUCAGCAGCCACAAGAAAGGCUCCUUUUGCCCGACUUUUUCUCCAGGCCCAACACAACUCAAUCAUUUUUGGUAGAGUGACAUACUUCCUAGAAUGAGCUUGAUGGUUGGGGAAAGAAAAGGUGGGGGGAAUAGUAGUUUGGCAGACUUAAGACUUUAUCUAGAGGAUUAACUCAGAAUAAAAGUUGAGUUUCUAACAAUAAAAAAAAAAUACUAGCAAGGGAAUACAGUUGGUACAACUAGCAAUGAGCGGGUAUGAAAUGAAAGAUUAUCUUAAAAUUUGGAACAAAAUAAAUUUUAAAUUGUA
Pan troglodytes (chimpanzee) is the source of this 1829-nucleotide messenger RNA. Its product is annotated as primary cilium assembly protein FAM149B1-like. The record is from RefSeq and is a predicted model, not a curated record. Gene Ontology annotation, biological process: cilium assembly; protein localization to cilium. NCBI's taxonomy places the organism in Eukaryota, Metazoa, Chordata, Mammalia, Primates, Hominidae.